Molecule: messenger RNA, 1245 nt
Organism: Fusarium mangiferae
Lineage: Eukaryota; Fungi; Ascomycota; Sordariomycetes; Hypocreales; Nectriaceae
Exons: 1
Coding region: 1-1245 (414 amino acids)
Source: RefSeq, a predicted model, not a curated record
AUGGGACGCACAGAGCCAUCCAUCGGCCGACCGCCUGCGGCUUUUCGCAAAGAUGCGCGCUCCAAAAAGGCCAAAGCCACCGUCAAUAAGGUCAUCCCCGGCUUCCUCACUGCAUAUCCCGGUGCUCAGAAAGGAGUUAAUUCAGCAGAGCUCAUACCUUUUAUAAACACCCCAGUCUUGCCUGAACCUUAUGGGGUGCUUUUGAAGAAACAGGAGGACAAGAGUGAUGCAGCAACUAAGGGCAAAUCUACACAAGGCGCUGAAGAUCGCCACGAGGAUUUGGCAAAGCUUAAAAUACCAAGAAUCUCAAUCUGGGAAGCCGACACUCUUACUGCUGCAAGAGAUCUUCUUAAUAUUGAGACACCGGCUGGUGUUAAAGCUAAUCUUGAUAAUACGAGAGCUCAUGUGACAAUUUUGAACAUGGGUUCGCCUCUGAACCCUGGAGGAGGAUUUCUAAACGGUGCCAACAGUCAAGAGGAAUCAUUAUGCAUGCGCACUACGCUGUAUCCUUCUCUCAAGGACGAGUGGUAUCGACUUCCUGAACUGUCUUCGAUUUGGACUCCGACGGUAUUGGUCUUCAGAGAUGAAGAUGGGAAUCUUCUGGACAGGAAUGAUCGGUUUUACGUCGACUGCAUCACGGCAGCAAUGAUCCGCGGUCCGGAAUUUGAGCUUGACGAGGACGGAAUAGCAUCAUACGCCAACAAGAAGGAUCGCGACACGGCGCAAGCCAAGAUGAGGGCCGUUAUGCGGAUCGCCAUGGUCAAAAGGUCCAAAAGGCUUGUCCUUGGAGCCUGGGGCUGCGGCGCGCACGGGAAUCCCGUUGGCGAAAUCGCAAGAGCUUGGAAAUCUGUUCUCACUCCGAGACACGAUAAGUCGAAGAUAAAGGAGAGAUGGGAAUGCAUUGAUGAGAUUGUGUUUGCGAUCAAGGAUCACAACAUGGCGCAGGCGUUUGCGGAAGCUUGGGGUGACGGUCUUGAACGUCAAGAAGAAGAGAAGAACGACAUUAAGGAGGAAGAGGAAGAAGAUGCCGAGGUAGUUGAUCUGGCUGAUGUCAAAACGCAAGAGUUGAAAGAUAAGAUCAGGGAGCUGGAACAGAGGAUUCAGAGGGUCGGUAAUCCCAAGGUCUCGGAUGGCCUGAAGAGUAUUCUUGAGGGGCUGAAAAAGCAGCUUCCUGACGAAGGGGAAGCACUGACUCAGGACGCGGAGUGGGAACAUGUCAAAGCUGAAGGCGCCGGAUCUAGUUGA